AUGGUUGGUGGAUGUGGUUCGCCAUUCCCGCUAGUCGGCUUGGCAACGGGAGAGGAAGCGUUUGCUGGGAUACGCAUGGCAUCAAAGACCUCGAACCAUUUUCAGGCGUUUGACAGAGACGAAUGCGCCUUUUUACGACUGCGGAAUCGCAGAGGACGUAAACUCUGGAUCGUAAGUGCUCACGCACCUACGGAAACCGCUGAAGACAACAGUAAGGACGCCUUUUAUGACGAACUCAAUGCGUUGAUGUCUAAAAUACCAAGCCAGCAGGUGGUCAUUGUCGGAGUCGACGCAAAUGCUAAGAUGGGACUCGAAAAGCAAUCCGAUGUGCUAGGAAAAUGGUACUAUGCAGCGGAGCGCACGUCGGACAACGGUGACUGUCUGGUCGACUUGUGCGAACAGACGGGCCUCAUCAUCGCGUUCACGUUUAAGAGGAAUCAUCGACGCCAUCAGCUCACGUGGCAGGGAGCUGUUUGGGGCGCGUUCGACUCUGACCACCGUCCACUUCUUCUCAGCUUCAAGAUACGAUUCCACAGGAGAAACCGAGGAGUUCCUCUUCAACCGAAAAUCGACAUGGCAGGUCUGAAAGAUGAUGAAUGCAGAAGUAAAUUCCGCCAACAUGUGUCUAUUCAUGUCGAAGUACGGACUAGGAAGAAGCUUAACGAUGCGGAUUCCUUCAUAAAGUGCAUCCUAGACGCUGCAAGGGAAACACUCCCGGUUCUACUGCAGCGGAAGAAGUUUGCCUUUGCAUCUGUGGAAACAAAAUCCACAUACAAUUCUGUAUGUGUCGCGCGCAGCGCUGGUGACUUCAACCAGGAAACGCGUCUUAGAAGGAAGCUGCGUCGUCAACUGCAACAAGACCGCGAUAACGAGUGGACGUCAAGAGCGAUGGAGUUUGAGAAGGCGUGGGAGGACAGGAACCCGCGGAAAGCCCACGCUCUACUAAAACAGUAUAGCGGCAAAAUGAAAAGAUGUUCCCCUGUCCUCAACACUGCCAAUGGGGUAGCUAUCGGUGAAGCAACCCUUCCAAUUUGGAAGGAACACUUCAAGACCUUGCUGAACCAGCUAGCACCAUCAGCUCCCGAACUCGAACACGUUCAUAGACCGACGUAUGCAGUUAACGAGGGGCCACCGACCGAGUCGGAGGUCCUGGUCUGUAUUCAAAAAAUGAAAAAUGGAAAAUCUGGUGGAGACGACGGGAUUAGCGCAGAAAUGCUAAAAUAUCUUCCUCUGUCUGAGAUCCGUGAGAUGACAAAGAUCAUCCGUUCAAUAUGGAUAGACGAAAGGAUACCUGAUUCGUGGAGACACGCUAUUAUAAUUCCCCUCCACAAGAAGUUAUCCGUCACGGACCCCAGGAAUUAUCGAGGAAUCUCUUUGCUGCGUGUUAUGUACAAGGUAUUGGAACGCAUUAUCCUGGACCGACUCAUUAAACAUCGCGAAGAAACAAUGCGUGACAAGCAAGCUGGCUUUCGUCCUGGCCGAUCUACGAUUGACCAGGUGUUCAUAGUCAAAGGAGUGAUCGAAAUCUGGCAGCGGUUUUCGAAGCCAAUGCAAUUUGAGUUUCUAAGCCGCAUUCGACUCUCCUCACCGAGGCCGUCUUCUCAACGCGUUCCGCGCCGAUGGAGUACCGGGAAAGUUGGUUCGCUUGCUUGA
Messenger RNA from Necator americanus (New World hookworm), 1653 nucleotides. RefSeq lists its product as uncharacterized. The transcript is spliced from 4 exons. Lineage: Eukaryota; Metazoa; Nematoda; Chromadorea; Rhabditida; Ancylostomatidae. Bases 1 to 1653 code for a protein of 550 amino acids. The record is from RefSeq and is a predicted model, not a curated record.